CUUUGCUCAAGGGAGCGGGGAGGCAUCCCUGAGAAAGGGCGUUACAAUCCCCGGUAUAGGGGGGGUGAGUGACUGUGUCUUUUUCCUUUUCUUGGUCACACCUCAUAGGUGAAACUACUGAUAGGACAGACUUAAGUAUCUAUUUUUCCAGCAUGGAGUUUUUAGGAUCUACCUUAACAGCAACUUUUGCCCAUCCUAGCCCCACACCUCCCAAUUUUCUACCAGCUAUCAGUACCAUGGCAUCAAGUUAUAAGAAUCGAUUUCCUCACUACUCCUUUACUCAUAGGUUGAGCCUUCCAUGGAGACCAAGCACAUAUUAUAAAGUAGCUUCCUAUUCACCUACCUUAGCUCCAUUAUCCAGAGGAGCUGAGGGACCAUGUAGGAACAGGAUGCUUCCCUUUAUUUCUAAUAGAACAACACUUUUCACAAGAUAUACACCAGAUGAUUGGUACAGAUCCAACCUGACAAAUUACAAAGAGUCUGAAAGUUCCAGACAUAAUGCAGAAAGACUAAGGGUAGAUACAUCUCGGAUGAUUCAAGACAAAGAUCAACAAACAAGAAAUACCCAAUCAGAUACCACCAAAAACUUAGGAGAAAGAGUCAAUGACAUUGGAUUUUGGAAAUCAGAACUCAUUCACGAGUUGGAUGAGAUGAUUGGAGAAACAAAUGCACUUACAGAUGUUAAGAAAAGGUUGGAGAGAGCUUUGGCUGAAACAGAAGCACCUCUUCAGGUAGCUCAAGAAUGUUUAUUUCACAGAGAGAAAAGGAUGGGCAUUGAUCUUAUUCAUGAUGAUGUGGAAAAACAACUCUUGACAGAAGUUGAUGUUAUUAAAUCUUGUCAAGAAAGAAUGAGGCAACAUCUGGACAAGGCCAUUGCUCAACUUGCAGCUGACAGAGCGGUCCAACAUGAGCUGGAGAAGGAUCUCAGUGAUAAACAGACAGCCUUUCGGAUUGAUGAUAAGUGUCACCACCUGCGAAAUACAUCAGAUGGUAUUAGUUAUUAUAAAGGUGUGGAACGAAUCGAUGCUACGAUCUCAGUGCCGGAAUCAUGGGCCAAGUUUACUGAUGACAACAUUCUUCGUUCUCAGAGUGAAAGGGCAGCUUCUGCCAAACUGAGAAAUGAUAUUGAAAACCUAUUGGUUGUGACUGCAAAUGAAAUGUGGAAUCAGUUCAAUACAGUCAAUGUUGCUUUCACCAAUCGCAUUUCUGAGACAGGAGAUGCCAAAAAUAAGAUUCAGAUGCAUUUAGCAAAGACACUACAAGAAAUCUUCCAAACUGAAAUGGCCAUAGAAGCAAUCCGAAAAGCCAUUCGGGACAAAGGAGCACCUUUGAAGGUGGCACAGACUAGACUGGAUGAGCGUACAAGAAGAACAAAUGUAGAACUGUGCCGAGAUACAGCCCAAUUACGCCUUGUUAAUGAAGUUCAUGAAAUUGAUGACACAAUCCAGAGUCUGCAGCAGCGAUUGAGAGAUGCUGAGGACACCCUACAAGCACUGGUCCAUGCCAAAGCUAUGCUGGAACAUGACCUGGCUGUCAAAUCAAACUCUCUCUUUAUUGACCAGGAAAAAUGCAUGGGAAUGCGCAAAAGCUAUCCUAGCACUCUCAGGCUGGUGGGAUACUCAUAAAUGUUUUUACCUGAGCAUUUAAUGCAUUAAACAAAAACAAGACUCUGAGGGUUCUAUUAUAAGAUUGUAAAAAAACAGUGUGAGAAUAUUUUAAUUCAUUAAAGAAUACUCUUAAUAUAAAUUAAAUGAUUCAGGUUUGUAUUACCUUUUCCUUGUUGUUUCCAAGAAAAAUGCAUUCAUAGUUUUUUUUUUUAGUGACUUCUAUAGCCUUCAAGGGCUCUCAGAACUGUGUGGAAACCAACUCUCCAUUCAAAGAAUUUAUAAUCUAGCUAGAAGAUGAGUCAUAGACAUGUGAAGAUGCUUUACAAUAUAAGGCAAUAAAUAAUGCUAAAUAAGUGCUAUAGAUGGUAAAUAGAGUUGGGGAAAAUGAAAGGUGAGGGGUGGCAGUGAAUAGGAAAGACUUGGAAUUUGAGUGGGACCUUGAAAAGAAUAGGUAGAAUCUAUAUAAGUGGAAAGAAAAGGUAAAGGACCAAUCCAGGUAGAGGGAAACCUUGAAUAGAAGUGCAAAGAUGGUAAAUUAAAACUCUUCAAGGUACAGUGAUUAGACCAAUUUGACUGGACCCCUAUUCAAUAAACUCCAUUUCCUCCCUUUUAGCUCUGGGGUUAAAUAAAAAUCAGCUGUUUGGUUUUUAAAAGCCUUUUAUAACAUGGUUCUUUCUAGCUUUCUAAUCUUCUUAUUAGACCUUACUCCCUUCCAUAUAUUCUAUAAUCCAGUAACACUGACCUCUUUGCUGUUUCUCAUACACAAGUCUCUGUAUCUCCCAACCAUUUGUUUUCACUGGUUGUCCCCCAUGCCUAGGAUUCUUUCCCUCUUCAUCUCCUAUUCCUGGACUGCCUAGCUUCAAGUCUCAGCUAAAAAUCCCACUUUCUAUAAAAAUGGCAAUGUUUCACCUCAGAGAUUAUCUUCAUAUUAUCCUGUAUUUAUUUUAUUUGUCCAUGGUUGGUUGCAUGUCAUCUCCACAUUAGACUCCAAACUUUUUGAAAAUAGGGAUUGUUUUGCCUUUGUGUCCCUGUUACUUAGCACAGUAUCUAGCACAUAGCAGCACUUAAAUGUUUAUUGACAAGUCAAGACUUGUUCAGGACAAUAUUGGAAGAUAUGUUUGGAAAGUUAAAUUGGGAACAAAUUAUGGAGAGCCUUGAAUGCCAAGUUGAGUUAUUUGGACUUGCUUGUGUAGAAUUUUUUAAAAAUACAGCAUUGGUUCCUAUUUAGUGGUUCAUGAACCCCUUAAGGACUAGUGAAGGUACAAGGGAUUUGUGCUAAAAAUGUUUAAUGGAAUCAUAAGCAACAAAUAAUUGUUCAAUUAUGUUACAAAUAUGUGACAACAUACAUGUACAUGUUUGAGACAUUAUAUGUUUGCUUCUGCAGUUAUUUGGAAAUAAUAUAAUUAUGUACACAACAAUUUUUGUAUUCAUUAAAAGAUUACAUCAAACCCUGACUGUUUAUAACUAAGCAUAAAUAUGUCCUUGCAGUUUAUCAACUUGUCAUCAAAUUGUUUCCAAACCACCAUUGAGGUUCAACAUUUAAGUACAAAGUGAUUCCCAGUGAGUGAUCAGACACAUGUGCACACCCUCAGUUGCAUACUGCAUAUGGCAAUAGAAUAGCUCCCUCAUUUCCUUCUGUUACCCUGUAAUCAUACCUCAUCAGCUGUAAUUAUGAUGUUACAAACAUUUUCAUUUUUUUAGCACAAAUGUCAGAAUGUUUGAAAAUGAUGAUUGCUGGGCACACACAUUAUAGCUUCUUGAAACCAUCACAAAUAUUCUGCAAAACAAACUUUAUAUUGCCUUUCAUUGCAGUGUAAAGUUGUAUUCCCAUUUAAAUGUAUUCUCUACUUACUUUACUAUUUUUCUACCUGGUAGAUUUUCAAAGGAGCUGGUUGGCAAUAUUGGUCAGUUAUUCAGUAGAGUUUCCGAGAGAAUGUAGCUGGUGUGCCAGUGGUACAGAAAAAAAGUCAUGUUUGAAGAGAUUCUUCCUUAUAAAGAUUAGUUUAUAUAUAAAUAUUGAUAAAAAAUAAAGCAAUAUGUGAAAUUGAACUUUGCAAUCACAGUUUAAUAUAACACUUGUUAACCAGUAGAAAAGUAAAUAUUUUAUACUGCAACUAUCCAUUUUCAUUAACUAAUUAGGUAGCCAUGUCUUGUGGAGUCCACAUACACCAGUAAUGGCAUCAUUUAGCUGAGAGUAGGAGGCAGGACAAAGAGAGAGGAGGAAGUGUCCCAAUAGAUAAUAGUCUAUUGUUACGAUACAAAACCCCUUGGAAAGAUACACAUCUUCAUCAAUUGUGCUAGUACAAGAUUAUUACAUAUUUAAUAAGUAUUGAAUGUAAAAAAAGAAUUUUUGUAGAAAUCUAUUUUAAAAAAAUUAUGGCAGCCCUAAUGGAUUAUUCAAGAUAUUGGAAGUGUUUUUUUUUAAAAAAAGAAUAUUAAAAGAUGUAUUAAUGAGGAAUUUCAAAAUAUUAAUUUAGAUUUAGCACACUGCAAUGAGGAAAUUAGUAAAAAUUACUUAAUAGGUCACAAAUAUUUGAGAUACUUUUGUAUUGUAAUGUGAGAAGUAUGGGAAAGGUUAUAAUGAAGGAUACAUUAAAUUUGCUUUUUAAUUUCUUAGAGAUAAUGUCUAUGACCACAAUGUUUAAUUUCUGGAGAAAUUCUUGCAAAUAAUGGCUUAAAUCCUUCUCUUUUGUCUCAAUGUUUAUCAUCAAAACAUGAAAACUGUUGAUAAACCUUUUGAUUUUUUUGGAUGGACAGAACAAGAUUGGAAAACACACAAUACUGAUUUUUCUAUUUCUGUAAAUAAGAAAGUAGAAAAGUGAUUGAAUUUUCAUACCUAGUAAAUUAUCAAAUUGCAAAAAUAUGGGGAAGUUCCUACUAUUUCAUAAAAACUAAUUUUUUCCAUAUGCCAAAGCAAUUGUCAAGUUUAUGUUUGGAGAUGAUUCCAGCAAAAUGUUUAAGAUAUUACACAUUUCUAAGACCACAGUGUCUCAUCAGAUAUAUGAUGUAUCCAAUGAUGUUAGAUCAGUGGUUGUAGAGUUUUUUAAAAAGUGACAAUUUGAUAAGAAAACAGAUGUGUGUAACCUAGCAAUUUUAAUUGCAUUCAUAAGAUAUCUACAUUAUGGAACAAAACGAUCACUUUUUACAGGCUUAGAAGAUAAUCAAAAUAAAUGUACUAUAUUAAUAAAUAAUAACAUUAAUUAGCAUUGUAAA
Messenger RNA from Phascolarctos cinereus (koala), 4820 nucleotides. It is a transcript of the gene TEKT3, whose product is annotated as tektin 3. Gene Ontology annotation, biological process: cilium assembly; cilium movement involved in cell motility. Lineage: Eukaryota; Metazoa; Chordata; Mammalia; Diprotodontia; Phascolarctidae. The record is from RefSeq and is a predicted model, not a curated record. Gene Ontology annotation, cellular component: nucleus; sperm flagellum; microtubule cytoskeleton.